GUUAUCAUGAAAUUAUUCUUUUAAAAUGGAAGAAAAUUACGAAGAUGUAGACUUAGAGGAAAAUAAAUUUUCCCAAUAUUUUGAAGAUGACUUAUGUCGCGCCUGUCUGUCGGAUCAAAAGUUACUUCCACUAUUUAUUGAACAAGACGGUUGUUUCGACGCCGGGAACACUAUUUUAAAUAUUUUUGUCUUAUGCACAGGCCUAGAAGCCUCUUGGGACGACCAGUACCCGAAACAUAUUUGUCACAACUGUCUUGAGGAGUUAUUGAGGCUCAACGAGUUUUGGAAAAAGUGUAGAGAGUCUGUUGAUAUACUGAAUAAACUGGUUCAAAAUAGCCUUAAAAACGAGUCAGAAUCUAAGCAAAUAAGUAAUGAUGUAGUUGAUGAUAGUUUUGUUGUUUUAGAUAAGAAAAAGGAGGAACUUGAAGGGGAUUUACCACCAAGUUUUGAAUAUGUUGUGGUAAACGAGCAAAAUGAGACUAAAGACAUUGCUCCUGUUGCAGUACGUAUUAACAAACAUAUUCCUCGCAAACGAAGGUAUGUCAAUAAACGUCAAGUCCUUAAAAAAAUAUGUCAAAAGACGUUGUCCCAAUUGUAAAAUUAUACUUUAUUCUCGUGAGCAUGCUUUAAAACACGUUUGUAGACGGCCUAAAACAAAUAAAACUAACACACAGAAUGAGAAAUCUCCUAACAACGACCCACUAGAUGAUAUUAUCAUAGACGAGUCUAUUACCAAGACUCCUGAACCCGGGGCUAGACCAAAUCGUUGUCUUAUAUGCAAAAUAAGGUUCAUAAACCAAGAUCAUGCUUUAAAACACAUUUGUAGAAACCUUACUCCCAAAGAAAUAGUUUGUAGACAUUGUGGUGCAAAAUUUGAGACCGGUGCAGAUAAACAAAAACACAUACUCGAAUUUCACAAAGAUUUGAGGCCCUAUAUGUGUGAGAAGUGUCCCAGGACGUUCAUUUACCCCCUAAGUCUCGAAGCACAUAGAAGGUCACACAAUUCAGAACAGCCUUUUAGAUGUACAAUAUGCAACCAGAGUUUUAAACACCGUAGUGCGUUGAAUACACAUAAAUUAGAUCAUGGGGUUGAGCAUAAACAUUCUUGUCCGGUUUGUGAUGAAGGUUUUAAUAAGUACUCGCAGUUGAAACAUCAUUUAAAGCAGCACCCUGAAAUCGAUGGUGUGUUUCCACCUUAUUUGUGUCCAGAAUGUGGAGUAACAUAUACUACCCACAAAUCAUUGCAAGAACACCUUCAAACCAUACACAUGGGCACUGAAAAGUACGCUUGUCCGGUUUGCAACAAAGAAUUUAAAUCCAAAGGUUAUUUAAGGGGGCACAUGGUGAUACACUCCCAAGACAACAAAUACGAAUGUCAAUUCUGUGGUAAGAAAUGUAAAACCUGGGGUAAUAGAAGCGCUCAUAUAAAAAUACAUCACUCAGAUGACCGGCCUUAUGUUUGUGAGAUUUGUACGAAGUCUUUUAAGUUCUCAGGAAGACUUAAAAUCCAUUUGAGGCAACACAAUAACGAGAAGCCUUAUUCCUGCACGCAGUGCAGCAUGAGUUUUGUAAGCUCUUCAAGGUUGAGGGGCCAUAUGGCGGUGCAUGGUGAAAAAGCUGUUUAUGAAUGCUCUUUAUGUGAUAAAAAAUUUAGCAAGAAAAGUGUUGCAGUAAAACAUUUUGCUGAGCAUGAGGAACCGGUGGGAAUGGACACAUAAGUUUCAUCGUUGCCAAAUUAUUUUACAAUGAUAUUAAUAUAUAGAUAAAUGUUGG
This is a messenger RNA of Ctenocephalides felis (cat flea), 1773 nucleotides long. Its product is annotated as zinc finger protein OZF-like. The coding region runs from base 474 to 1718 and encodes 414 amino acids. Gene Ontology annotation, molecular function: chromatin insulator sequence binding. The transcript has a single exon. Lineage: Eukaryota; Metazoa; Arthropoda; Insecta; Siphonaptera; Pulicidae. Gene Ontology annotation, cellular component: chromosome. The record is from RefSeq and is a predicted model, not a curated record. Gene Ontology annotation, biological process: regulation of transcription by RNA polymerase II.